UUGAAAAAGCAAAAGGAAGCAAGAGGGUCUCCUAGAUUUCUACUUUUUCACUUCAAAUUAUCUUAUACUUUAUAUAUCCACUCUCAAGCCUUCGCCGCUCCUUCCUUCUUCUCCUCAAACUUUCCUCUUUUCUUCUUCCCCUUCCCCUUUCCCUUUCCCUUUCCCUGGUAGAUCUCCGAUUUUGUUCUUCCCCUCUUUUCAAUCUCCUUCUUCAUCCUCUACCAAUUGGGUUUACGGCCAUUCAUCGAGUAGGAAUGCAAAAAGUCUCUAUCCUCGAUCUGAUUCUGGUUACUUUAUGGUAGCUGGUGGUGUUGGUUGUUCUGUUUUGGUGAUUGAGUUUUUGGUUCAGGUUUUGGGAUUUCAGGUAGUGAAGUGUAUGAGGGAUUUGAUUUGGGUAAUUUUAUUAUGUUCCGUGGAGGAUUCGGGAAGGAGCAUAAGGAGGGAUUGUGGGUUUGUGAUCCGGAGCAGGGGUAGAUGGGGCAAAUGUGGUUGAGUCUUCUUUUAGUCAAUUAACAAUUCAACUUUUCUAUUUUCUCUUCUGAACUGGAUUUCAGAUUUCGUCUUCACUCUUUUCCAAACUGGGUUUUAGAGUUUUAAGGAAAUGCAGACCGAUCACCGUAAGAAGAAUUCUGCAGAAUUGGACUUUUUCUCUGAAUAUGGCGAUGCCAACAGAUUCAAAGUCCGCGAAGUUAUUGGAAAGGGGAGUUAUGGUGUGGUUUGUUCAGCUGUUGACACUCUCACCAAUGAAAAAGUGGCAAUAAAGAAGAUACAUGAUAUUUUUGAACAUGUAUCUGAUGCUGCCCGGAUUCUUCGUGAGAUAAAGCUCCUGAGGCUUCUACGCCAUCCCGAUAUUGUUGAAAUUAAGCACAUUAUGUUACCACCUUCUCGUAGGGGGUUCAAAGAUAUUUUUGUUGUGUUUGAGUUGAUGGAAUCAGAUUUGCAUCAAGUCAUCAAGGCCAAUGAUGAUUUAACAAAAGAGCACUAUCAAUUUUUCCUCUACCAGCUACUACGUGCACUGAAAUAUAUUCACACAGCAAAUGUCUACCAUCGGGAUUUAAAACCAAAGAAUAUAUUGGCAAAUGCAAAUUGCAAACUUAAAAUAUGUGAUUUUGGAUUGGCAAGAGUUGCUUUCAGUGACACCCCGACAACAAUAUUUUGGACGGACUAUGUUGCUACUAGAUGGUAUAGGGCUCCAGAGCUAUGUGGUUCUUUCUUCUCUAAGUAUACUCCCGCCAUUGACAUUUGGAGUAUUGGCUGCAUAUUUGCUGAAGUACUGACCGGGAAACCACUUUUUCCUGGUAAAAAUAUUGUUCAUCAGCUUGAUUUGAUGACAGAUCUCCUUGGAACGCCUUCAUUAGAUACCAUUUCUCGGGUAAGAAAUGAAAAGGCCAGGAGGUACUUGACUAGUAUGAGGAAGAAGCAGCCAAUAUCCUUUUCUCAGAAGUUCCCAAAUGCUGAUCCCCUAGCCCUACAAUUGCUACAACGGUUACUUGCAUUUGAUCCAAAGGAUCGACCUACUGCCGAAGAGGCAUUGGCAGAUCCUUACUUUAAGGGGCUGGCUAAAGUUGAGAGGGAACCUUCUUGCCAGCCAAUCUCAAAGGUGGAGUUUGAAUUUGAGAGGAGAAAAGUCACAAAGGAUGACAUUCGCGAGUUGAUAUUCCUCGAGAUACUCGAAUACCAUCCUCAAUUGCUGAAAGACUACUUAAAUGGAACCGAGAGAUCAAAUUUUCUUUAUCCUAGUGCACUAGAUCAGUUCAAAAAGCAAUUUGCUCAUCUUGAAGAUAAUGGAGGGAAAAGUGGACCAGUUUAUCCUCUAGAAAGAAAACAUGCAUCUCUUCCUAGGUCUUCAGUACAGUCAAAUACCAUUCCACCAAAAGUAACAUCAAAUAUUGUUUCCUUUAAAGACCGAUAUGCGCCAUCAGGUCCGUUCGGCAGUCAGCUUUACAAAGAUUCAGCAGCACAGAGGAUUGCUGCUGCUCAAGCCAAGCCUGGAAGAAUCUCAGGCCCGGUCAUGCCAUAUGACAGUGGAAGUACCAUUAAAGAUGCUUACGACCCACGAAUGUUAAUUAGAAGUGCCCUCCCUUCUCAUGCUAUCCAUCCAACAUAUUAUUACCAGCAAUCUUGCGGCCAAAAUGAAGAAAGAUCAGCAACUGGGGCUGAGCAGGACACGUCCAUGCAAUGCAAACAAUCCCCUCAAUGUGGAAUGGCUGCCAAAUUAGCCGGAGAUACAGCUGCUGCUUCUGGUGCUUUCUCAAAUUCUUUCUUUAUGGCACGUGUAGGCAUGCCCAAGAUGGGAAACAAUGACCGUGCUGCACAUUUGCAGGUAAGCGCCCAAUAUGAUGCUGGAGCUGUUGCUGCUGCAACUACCACUACCCAUCGAAACACUGGCGUGGUCGAGUAUAGCAUGACCAGAAUGUGUUAGAGAAGCAAUUUGAUCAAACCAUUCAGAAGUCUAAUUCGUGGCGGAUUUUUGAAAAAGGGUUUUAGAUGAGUUUGUUCGGAUGGACUAUAAAAGAGACCUAUGUUUGACAACUUGAAGUUGCCUGAAACUUUUUGUCAAUGUAGUGAUGCUCAUUCCAUCCAUACUUCUGAUUGCUUCAGCUUUCAACCUUGGCCAUUAUUUGCACUAGAGUUUUGUAUUAUAGAAGAAGAAAUAUGAAAGUUCAUUUAUUGUAUCUCUUUAUAACCUUUUUCAA
Messenger RNA from Cucumis melo (muskmelon), 2696 nucleotides. RefSeq names its product mitogen-activated protein kinase 20. Gene Ontology annotation, molecular function: MAP kinase activity; ATP binding. The record is from RefSeq and is a predicted model, not a curated record. The transcript is spliced from 10 exons. NCBI's taxonomy places the organism in Eukaryota, Viridiplantae, Streptophyta, Magnoliopsida, Cucurbitales, Cucurbitaceae. Gene Ontology annotation, cellular component: nucleus; cytoplasm. The coding region runs from base 602 to 2422 and encodes 606 amino acids. Gene Ontology annotation, biological process: intracellular signal transduction; protein phosphorylation.